CUCGGCUUCCGCUGCUAGGGUUCUUCUUCUCCCCCUCGCCGACUGCCACGCCUCUCUUCGCCACCCGCUUCCCGCUCCGUCCCCCGCCGCCGCCGCCGCCAUGGUGAGGCUCAACGCCGACCUGAUAUGGAAGAGCCCGCACUUCUUCAACGCCAUCAAGGAGCGCGAGCUCGACCUCCGAGGCAACAAGAUCGCCAUCAUCGAGAACAUCGGCGCCACCGAGGACCAGUUUGACACGAUUGAUUUGUCGGACAACGAGAUUGUCAAGCUUGAGAACUUCCCUUUCAUGAAUCGCCUUGGCACUCUGUUAAUCAACAACAACAGAAUUACACGUAUCAAUCCCAACCUUGGUGAGUUUUUACCCAAGAUGCAUACUUUGGUGCUGACGAACAAUCGCCUCACAAGUCUUGCGGAGAUUGACCCCCUGGCCUCUCUUCCAAAGCUGCAAUUUCUCAGCUUACUGGAUAAUACCGUAACUAAGCAACCAGAUUACCGGUUAUAUGUGAUCCACAAGCUGAAGCAUCUGCGUCUCCUGGACUUCAAGAAAGUGAAACAACAGGAGAGAGCUGACGCAGCAUAUAAGUUCCACUCAAAGGAGGCAGAGGAGGCGGCAAAGAAGGUUGCUGCCAAAGCUUAUACUCCAGUAGUGAUGGAUUCUCAAGGUACCACAAAAGAUCAGGGCCCUAAAGUAGUCGCUCCAACGCCUGCGCAGAUCACAGCUAUCAAGGCUGCUAUCGUGAACUCUCAGACACUUGAUGAAGUAACAAGGCUUGAGAAGGCGCUGAGCACUGGCCAAGUUCCUGCUGAGUUUGCGCUCCCCAAGCCUGAUACUAACAUGGCUGAGGGGUCAGAGGAAGCUGAAGCUGAGAAGAUGGAGACAGAUGGUCAGGACCAGGAGGAGGAUGGGGCUGAUGAGCAGAAACAAGCAGAUGAAAGCACCCCAAUUCAAGAGGAUUGAUGUCAUGCGCAUACACCUGUGUCGACUGGGACCUUUGUCUGAACCUGGGCGCCAGUUUCCGUUGGGGGAUGAUGAAACCAUGUGUGGCUACUCGAUGCCUAAUCUCACAGAAUUCUCUUGAUGAACGCUCUCCUAGUGUCAGUACUGCUGUAUCUUGUGGAUGCUAACAACGAUUUUCAGUACAUGGUACUGUUGUCCGGGUCGAGGAAGGUUUACGCCCAGCGGACCUAGAUGUGCUGGAUGUUUUAGACUGUAGAAGACGACGCAUCGCGUGCUGAAUGAAUGUUGCUGAGACUCUAGUAUCGCAGUGUGUUGACGACGCCGACUUGCUUGGGCUCCCAUUGUUGUUAAAUUUGCUACGCUACCUAUUGAUAGAGAUGGUUUUCUUGUCGAAUUUGGAUCUUGCUGGGGUUGUAAUUUCAUCAUGAGAGGAAAUAUCUGCAUCAGUUUUUUGCUAGUA
Molecule: messenger RNA, 1418 nt
Organism: Triticum dicoccoides
Lineage: Eukaryota; Viridiplantae; Streptophyta; Magnoliopsida; Poales; Poaceae
Product: U2 small nuclear ribonucleoprotein A'-like
Exons: 8
Coding region: 101-958 (285 amino acids)
Biological process (GO): mRNA splicing, via spliceosome
Molecular function (GO): U2 snRNA binding
Source: RefSeq, a predicted model, not a curated record